Messenger RNA from Nycticebus coucang (slow loris), 8130 nucleotides. RefSeq names its product casein kinase 1 gamma 1 (gene CSNK1G1). Gene Ontology annotation, biological process: peptidyl-serine phosphorylation; signal transduction; positive regulation of canonical Wnt signaling pathway. Bases 338 to 1717 code for a protein of 459 amino acids. Gene Ontology annotation, molecular function: ATP binding; protein serine/threonine kinase activity. The record is from RefSeq and is a predicted model, not a curated record. Lineage: Eukaryota; Metazoa; Chordata; Mammalia; Primates; Lorisidae. The transcript has 13 exons. Gene Ontology annotation, cellular component: plasma membrane; cytoplasm; nucleus.
CUCCUCCCCUCCUGUUCUCCCUCCCGCUCUCGGGAAAGAGAGAAGCCACUGCUGUGAGUGGGUAGAGAAGCCCUCAGCGCCUCUGGGUGGGGACCAUGCUUGCCCCAUUUGAGCCCCGGAACACGGCCGGACCAGGUUACAAAAUGUCCUCCUGUGCUUGAGACCUCCAGACUACAUGUCCUGCAGGAAUUAAUCAAUAGUUUUUCAUCUCCUGGAGAUACAUUAGAAACAUAAAUAUGGUGCCAAAAGAACUCCUUACCUUUUUCUGACUACUGUUUAUUUGGACAUACUUUUGUAUCAAAGAGAAGUAUACACACUGAGACCAUCGUGUAGGAUCAUGGACCAUCCUAGUCGGGAAAAGGAUGAAAGACAACGGGCAACUAAACCCAUGGCACAAAGGAGUGCACACUGUUCCCGACCGUCUGGCUCCUCAACAUCUUCAGGGGUUCUUAUGGUGGGACCCAACUUCAGGGUUGGCAAGAAGAUAGGGUGUGGAAACUUUGGAGAGCUCAGAUUAGGUAAAAAUCUCUACACCAAUGAAUAUGUAGCAAUCAAACUGGAACCAAUAAAAUCACGUGCUCCACAGCUUCAUUUAGAGUACAGGUUUUAUAAACAGCUUGGCAGUGCAGGUGAAGGUCUCCCACAGGUGUAUUACUUUGGACCAUGUGGGAAAUACAAUGCCAUGGUUCUGGAGCUCCUUGGCCCUAGCUUGGAGGACUUAUUUGACCUCUGUGACCGAACAUUUACUUUGAAGACGGUGUUAAUGAUAGCCAUCCAGUUGCUUUCUCGAAUGGAAUAUGUGCACUCAAAGAACCUCAUUUACCGAGAUGUCAAGCCAGAAAACUUCCUGAUUGGCCGACAAGGCAAUAAGAAAGAGCAUGUUAUACACAUUAUAGACUUUGGACUGGCCAAGGAAUAUAUUGAUCCUGAAACCAAAAAACACAUACCUUAUAGGGAGCACAAAAGUUUAACUGGAACUGCAAGAUAUAUGUCUAUCAACACGCAUCUUGGCAAAGAGCAAAGCCGGAGAGAUGAUUUGGAAGCCCUAGGCCAUAUGUUCAUGUAUUUCCUUCGAGGCAGCCUACCCUGGCAAGGACUCAAGGCUGAUACAUUAAAAGAGAGAUAUCAAAAAAUUGGUGACACCAAAAGGAAUACUCCCAUUGAAGCUCUCUGUGAGAACUUUCCAGAGGAAAUGGCAACAUACCUUCGAUAUGUCAGACGAUUAGACUUCUUUGAAAAACCUGACUAUGAGUAUUUACGGACCCUCUUCACAGACCUCUUUGAAAGAAAAGGGUACACCUUUGACUUUGCCUAUGAUUGGGUCGGAAGGCCUAUUCCUACUCCAGUAGGGUCAGUUCAUGUAGAUUCUGGUGCAUCUGCAAUAACUCGUGAAAGCCACACACAUAGGGAUCGGCCAUCACAACAGCAGCAUCUUCGAAAUCAGACCACAUCGUCAGAGCGCCGAGGAGAGUGGGAAAUCCAGCCCAGCCGGCAGACCAAUACCUCAUACCUAACGUCUCACUUGGCUGCAGAUCGCCAUGGGGGAUCGGUGCAGGUGGUUAGCUCAACCAAUGGAGAGCUGAAUGUUGAUGACCCCACGGGAGCCCACUCCAAUGCACCGAUCACAGCUCAUGCCGAGGUGGAGGUAGUGGAGGAAGCUAAGUGCUGCUGUUUCUUUAAGAGGAAAAGGAAGAAGACUGCUCAGCGCCACAAGUGACCAGUGCCUCCCAGGAGUCCUCAGGCUCUGGGGACUCUGACUCAAUUGUACCUGCAGCUCCUGCCAUUUCUCAUUGGAAGGGAUUCCUCUUUGGGGGAGGGUGGAGAUCCAAACCAAAAAGAAGAAUUAUUAGAUACCCCUGGAAGGAACCAGUGUCGGCAACCAGGGCCUAAUGGGUCAGUGGCCAUUCCUGCCUGCCUAAGGCUCUGCGCAGGUCCCAGAGCUGCUGUUCCUCCACUGCUUGCCCUUGGGGCUGCCUGGCUGACUCUCCUUACCAUUGUUUACAGUGAAAGUGUCAUUCACAAAAAACUCAAGGACUACUGUUCUCUUCCCUCCUCUCAGUUUACUCCUGGUUCUUGCUCCACCCACAACCCUCUCUAGCAUAAAGCUAGUGAGCUAAAGGCUCUGUCUGUGAAAGGAGUUCAAAAGGCUAGGGGUGAGGCCAAGAAGGUAGGAGGAAGAUGGCAGACCUGGGCUGGAGAAGAACCUUCUUCACCUCCCAGUAUCUCUGAAAGUAUGGUUUCCUCUUCCUCUGUGCCUAUGCAGUGUCCAUCCCAGCUGGCCGUGGGGUUCAGUUUCCUUCCUCCCUCCCUCCUGUGAAGUUACACUGUAGGACACAAGCUGUGAGAAAUCUGCAGUCUACUGUCCCCGCGUGUUGGUAUUCUUAGCUUUCUUGACAAGUGAACUCUUUUCUCCAGGUGAUAGUAGGACAAUGCACAUUGUUCUGAGCAAAGGAAAGAAAACUGACUUUAUUGCACUUUUAGUUUGUUUUUUUGUUUUGUUUUAUUUCAAAAAAAAAAAAAAAACGUGGCAGAUGCAUAUUGUGUCUGAUUAUAUUAGGGGUUUUUACCUUUUUCUGUUUUGAGGGAUAUGGGGCCAACCAAGCCAUUCAGAGAAAACAUGGGUCCAGAGGACAUUCUCAGUGGAAAAAGUUUGAUUUGCAGCACCCAGAAGAGAAGAAGCCAAACUCCAUGUCAUUCUGAGUGAACACUCAGGUUGACAAGAAAGCAUACUUGAAUUUUCAUUCAUCUUCUCAGCUGCUGGAGAAUGUUCCUACAAGAACAGCUUGACUUAAUCAGCCUACAGUUUGAAGUCCAGCUCUCCAGCACAUGGGAUGAGCCAGCCAAGCCAGACUGUGACCAGGAGACAGCUCAUCCCAGAGGAGGAGAUGCUUAACAAAAAAAUUCAAAAUUAUUUUCUCCACUGCCAGGAUUUCCAAUUAGACAGCCAUGUGACUUCCUGGUGACUUGGGGGAUAAAAUUAGUGAUGAUGAAACAGACGUCACCAUAUUGCCACGAGUGGACAAAAAAGAAGAGGACAGUGAAUCUGCCUUCCAACUCCCAGAGGAGCCUCAGGAUAUGGCAUCAUAGGGCCAGGAAAAGAAAAUCAGCAUAUUCUGUCUGCCCCAAUAGCUAAGUUGUAGCAUUUGGGCUGGCCUGCCUCCUCAUAAACCAAGCUUAGGACUCAGUACAUGGGGCUGCAGUGAGCAGGAGGGUAAGACUGGUUGGUGCUGGAAAAUUCCAGGGAAAAGGGAGACUGAAAUGAAAGGUCUGAAAUUAUUUUCUCAAUUGGACAUAGACUCCUUCCAAAUAACAAUGGCCACGCACCUAAGCAUGUCCUCCCCUGUAAGCCCUCUGUCUCCCACUGUGGUGGAGCCAUAUGAGGUACUAUGAUGAAGGGUCUUAACUCUUCAUUCACUGUUUGAAAAGCCAAUAGUAUGUGGAAUUACCUCUUCUCAUUUUCAGUUUUCAUUUGAGUUUAGUAGCUUAUCCAAACAGCGACUCGUCAUUCUAAAUGUGACAGAAGAGAAGGUAUUAUUUACAUCAGGGAAAGUGGGUGUUCAUUUAUCUGGGAGUAGAGCACUAAGCAUGGAGGACCAUGGCUAGUCACUUAGUUUGGUGAUUUGUGGAGCACAGAAAUCUUCACAUCCAACUUGAGGUAUAAGGCUGUCUUUUAGACUGGAGGAUGUGGGGAUAUUUUCUGGUUGUGGGCAUUUCCUCACAAGUCCCUUGAUGUUCCUUAGAGCAGAAGUAGCAGCACUAGCAUGAAUCAAAGUUACUGGGGUUCACCUGUCACAUUGGACCUUGGCUUGAAAAUAUCACUUCACUGGAUUCAAACCUGCUUAGUUUAUGUAUAGAUUGUAAUCUGUCAUUUCUUUAAAAAAAAAGUUUAUAUACAAUAUGAAACAUGGAGUGGCUGGAAGAUGCAAUGUCACACCCCUUCCCCACAAGGAUUUUGAAUAUUGGGGUUUGUGUCCUUGCCAUUUCCUGGUGGUUAAAGCCCCAUCACUGAAAUUUUCUUAGUUCUUUUUUUUUUUUUUUUUUUUUGAGACAGUGUCUCACUUAUUAACCCUCGUUAGAGUGCCGUAGCGUCACAGCUCACAGCAACCUCCAAUCCUUGGGCUUAGGCGAUUCUCUUGCCUCAGCCUCCCAAGUAGCUGGGACUACAGGUGCCCACCACAAAACCUGGCUAUUUUGUUGCAGUUUGGCCGGGGCUGGGUUUAAACCCGCCACCCUCGGUAUAUGGGGCCGGCACCUUACCCACUGAGCCACAGGCACGGCCCGAUUUUCUUUUUCUUUUUUUUUUUUUGUAGAGACAGAGUCUCACUUUAUAGCCCUCCGGAGAGUGCCGUGGCAUCACACAGCUCACAGCAACCUCCAACUCCUGGGCUUCAGCGAUUCUCUUGACUCAGCCUCCCGAGUAGCUGGGACUACAGGCGCCCGCCACAACGCCCGGCUAUUUUUUGGUUGCAGUUUGGCCGGGGCCGGGUUUGAACCCGCCACCCUCGGUAUAUGGGGCUGGCACCUUACCGACUGAGCCACAGGCGCCGCCCAAUUUUCUUAGUUCUUUAAUUGGCAUUUGGGUAACUCGUAACGUCCUGUAUAGAAACUAAAUUCUUCAUCCCUGUGUAGAACAUGCCUUACCUUUCAAGAGAGGGCAGGGGGAAAUGGCAGCAAAGCCUGGAGUAUCCUGGCACACUAUACCUAAGUGCCUCCCCCAUCCUGCCACCUUGCUUCUACAAAAAUGCAAAGGCAGUGACCAGCUUGACUGCAGAGCAAACCAGCUUACAUCUGGGUUUGUGACUGGAGGAUGUGGGGAUAUUUUCUGGUUGUGGGCAUUUCCUCACAAGUUCCUUGAUGUUCCUUAGAGCUUUUAAAAGGCUUGAUUUUAAGGGGUUGAACCUGAGCGGCUGUGGGAAAAAGAGCCUUCCUAAUACACUUCCCUCACCCUCCAUUCCCCACAUAUCUGUCACUAGAACUUGGUUUUCAUGACAAAGAUGAAGAGCUCCAGGUCCCGUUAGCAUUCAGGGUAAUGGUGAUCCUUCCAGGGCCAUUGACAUUCCAAAGUGGUCCCAGACUUGGAAGAUGCUGUUGUGAUCUUCCUUAAAAUUAAAGAAAAAAAAAUUGAGUUCCCCAGAAGCAAUUUGGCCAUUAGUUUCAGCCCCAUCAGCAUAUCAGGGCUUUUUCCUUUGCCCUCUUGCUGCCCUCUGUUGCUUAGCUGUAUGCCUCAGCCUUCUCCUUAGGGUUAGGCACUCCCUCCAUUACCCACACCCCUGCCCCAGUCCACUUGCUCUGUAGUUUUUGAGCUUUCUCUAUUUUGUAGCUAUGAUGCCUGAGGACCUUUUUCUUUGGGAUAAUGAAGUUGUCUCUUCAUAAAGCUAAUUCAGCAUCUGUUUAUAAAAAAAAAAACCUUAUCCUUAUACCAUUAGGAGUUCUCCCAAGUUAUCCAGCCCUUCAGGCUUCGCAUCUUAAGCAGAUUGAAGCAAGCAGACUGAGAUUCCAUCAAGGCAUAAAGGGUGCCUCCCUCAUUGUAACCAGAACAUGAUUUAAGGACUUCUGUCUGUUCUAGCUUAGACUGUGCUGCAGUCUAAGCAUGUAAAAAUUGAUAAGUUGCUCUGUGGACCCUGGCACUUUUCCAGAGAUCUUACUCCAGACUGCUUUGCAAGGGUGCACAGAGCAUCCAAGCAGUGAGUAUGCAUUCAUGACUGCCUUAAUUAACAUUCUUCUACUAUUUUGGAUCUGUCUAAGAGUAAAUAGGAUCGAGGAAGGUACAGUUGGGUGACUAGGUUAGGCUCCAGUUAAAAGUUCUGUUUUAUUUCUUUUGGAAUGCAUGAGCUAGAAAUAGCAGGGCCCUGAGGUUUCUUGUAGAAGUGUUGAUUGCCUGUUCAUUCUCAGAAAACUCUAAGUACAUAGAAACAGUCUUUGCCCGUUAGCCAGAAGAGGUGUCCAAUACCUCUAAAGAACUUCCAACUUAAUGAAAUCUACACUGAUAAAAGAAUCUACACUAAUAGUGCUUAUUCAGUGUUGAAGUUUCAGUGUUACCAACUACUUUUAAGUGCCAGAAAUAAUGUAAUAAUGGUAAUAUGUCAAAGUGGUUACUAAAGAUCAGAGCCUUAAUUGUCUUUAAAUGUUAAAAGAUAAAAGUCCAUUCCUUCUCCCAGUGAACAAAGGAUGGCCUGCAUUUCUCAAAAAUAAGAACUUUAUAGCAGCCUAAAAAGCAUCUCCUCAAAGAAAUUUUAACCUUCUUCUGAUGCAUCUCUUCCCAAACCCAUGUGACGACACCUGUGUCCCAGUCACCUUUUCCAUUUUCAUAUUUGAACUAGUUUUCCAUUCCCUUUGAGUUGCCGUGACAACAUUGUCUAUACUAUCAGAACUACAUUAGGGCUAGUUUCUCAGAUUGGGAGCUUCCAGCACUGUUCCCCUAUGGUGGGUAAUUGAAUUUCAGAAAUCCUCAGGGAGUCAGGAUAAGUAGGCACCCCUUCUAAGAUUGGCCACAUGGGUGACAGGCACCUACCUUUGAGGUUCCUGUUUUUUCAGAGUCCAGAGAAGUCUGAUGUAGUGGUUGAUGGCCAGUGACUCUCAAAGUGGGAUCUCUUUGGGGAGUUUUGGGGUGUGUGAGAGAUUUUGUUUCUGAAUAAAAGGAAGAGGCAACCAUGGCCCUUUUAUGGGUUUGUCAAAUGUGGAACAGUGUUUUGGCCACAAAAAGGAAUCUUGGAAGUCUUGAUCCAGUGAACAGUCUUAAUAUGUUUUCCUAACUCCUACUGCAGGUGACUAAGUGUAAAAGAGUAGAUUUCUCAAUGUAUUCAAAAUAGUAAGUAGGUUCCUUGGAUAUACACAAUAGUAGUUGACAUAUUUUCUCAAAAAGCAACCAGGACACCCACUCCAGUAUUUGUAAAUCCUCUUAGAAAGCAAAAAGUGAACAUGUACUCCAUACAUUUCUAGUUUGAUUACCAAACUUGAUGUUAUAAAGAAACCUCAAUUCUGUGGAUGGAAUUUCUUUUUGUUAUUUUUCUUCUAUUACUAACAAUCACUUUUCUGGUGCCAUCACUACCUUCAAGGUUUCAUAGCAGAGGAUUAUUCAUGGUAAUAAAUGAGUGUGCAGUGCACAGGAGGACAACUAUCCUGACUGCCCCCCAACCUCUUUAACAGCAGGUGCGACAUUUUCAGUGUUCCCCUUCAUGAGCUCAAGACCAAAUCCUAGACCAACCCUUGCACUGAAACCCUUUUUAGAAGGCUUAUCAAUCUACUAGGAAUGUCUCAGGAAAGAUGAGCCAUUUCUUUGGGGAGAAGUAUACUUACAGAUGGGGGUGUGUGAUUGCCUGUGUGUACCUAUGUAUGUGCUCAUCCAUGUGCAUUUCACUUUCAUAAAGACUCACAGUCCAGACUACUGGGAACCAUGUGUUCCUGAGUAUUCUCAAAGGUAAACAGGUGACAAGUGAGCUUAAAGUAAGUGUCUCAGCAAGCUGGCUCUGGGAAUGAGCCCCAUUUAUCAAGCAAGAGAAGAGUAACAUCAGGAAAGGUAAAGAUGAAACCAAAAAUGCUAUGCCCCCCACAAGGAAAAUAAUGUUGAUUCAGCAUUUCUCAUUGAAUAUAUUACAUGCUCUAAUUUAUUAUAUUAUUAUUUGUUUUUUUAAUCUUUGCCCAUCUAAACAGAUGUUGGGAUGUUGAUUGCAAUUUUUAAACUAAAUAAUGUAUAAAUCAGCUUUGGAAAUCAGUUUUAAUUGAUGUGUGGAUGUGUCUGAUUAUUGUUAAAUGCCUUUUUUCUACUUUUUCUUUUUUUUUAAGAUAUGUAAUGUUUCAUAAACCCUGGCACUGGUCACAAAGCUCAGCUGUGAAAAUGAAACUUUUAGUAUUUUUAAACAUGAAUGUUGAUUUCAAGUGUAUUUGAAAUGGUUCCUUGGGAGGAGAUACUUGUAUACCAUUAGGAAAAACUUCUCUGCAGAGGAAGUAGCCUUCUUUGGAAAAAUUGGAAAGUGGGUUCUGAUAUGUUAUCUCAGAGUAGCCCAUUUCCUAGGGCACCAUGGAAAAUAAAAAUGUGAUCUUUAAGUAUACCUCUUCUCCAGUUUGGGGAGGAAAGGACUCUGUUUGCACCCUUUUUGUAUGUAAAAUAAAAUGUCUUACCUUUCUUGGCUA